AUGUUCACGGUGCCGACGCCUCAAUGGACCCUAGUCCUUCGCCAGCAGGACACAAACGCCAAGGAGAAGGUGCGAAAGAGAGUCGAGAGGGCUCAGAGGCGUCGAGCUCAGGCUGGUGGAGGUCAGCUACAAGGGAGAAACAUCACUUCACUGCCGCCGGCCUGGACGCCAUUUGUCGGCCCUGAGACGCCGAGUGUCUACAAAUUCUUCACUGACUACACCUCGAGGUCUGGAAUUGCUUACCUCACAUCUUUGAAAGACUGCUAUGCAUUGCAGCCUGCUCCGUGUCUUGCCAACGCCAUUCACGCCGCAGCGCUGGCCAGCGUGGCCCGCCAGCGCUCCGAAGUCGGGCUAAUGGAUCGCGCGCGGUUGACAUAUGGAAAGGCGAUACGCGAAGUGAAUAGGGCAAUCCAGGAUGAGGUUCUGGUAAGAGAUGACUCGGUGCUCGUUUCGCUGUUUGUCAUGGGUUUCUUUCAGGUAUGA
Molecule: messenger RNA, 483 nt
Organism: Colletotrichum chrysophilum
Lineage: Eukaryota; Fungi; Ascomycota; Sordariomycetes; Glomerellales; Glomerellaceae
Exons: 2
Coding region: 1-483 (160 amino acids)
Source: RefSeq, a predicted model, not a curated record